This is a messenger RNA of Pyrenophora tritici-repentis Pt-1C-BFP, 1119 nucleotides long. RefSeq lists its product as uncharacterized. Lineage: Eukaryota; Fungi; Ascomycota; Dothideomycetes; Pleosporales; Pleosporaceae. The record is from RefSeq and is a predicted model, not a curated record.
AUGUCUUCCAGCGUAAAGUACCUUGUGCCCGUUGAGCCGGCCAGCGGUCACGGGGAGGUGGUCAUUAUCCACGUGGAACAGCAAGGCAGUCACCCCCUCGACAUCCGCCUGGUCGGCUCCGAGGGCGAAAGCCCAUAUGUGACAUCACUCCAGCACCGCCAUGUCGCAGCCCUAAGGCACAAGUUCAAGGGUAGUGACGACGAAUGGGCCGCCAUCCUGUCUCAUUUCCUGCUCCAGCAACAGCCCGAUAUCGGCCAGUCCGAAUUACUGCAAGGUGUCCGCAUGGUGUACCAGCUUAGAAAUAAGCAACUUGAAAUCUCCUUUCGCCAGCAUGUCCAGAAUAUCAAAGUCACGCUCGGCGAGAUCAUUCUACCCGAGGACGAUGAAUUUGAGUUUAAUCCGUUUGAAUGGGUGCAAACUUCAGCCGUGGCGCACGCUGAAACCCUGCAGCAAAUGGCCGUAUUGAAAGCCAAAAUCAAUAGUGAACACGACACCAUUGCUAAACUCCACGCCCAGCUGGACGACUUUAUCAAGACUAAGAAUGAGACGGAAACGGCUAUGCUGCAACAGUUCAUGACGCUGCUAAAUGAAAAGAAGCGGAAAAUCAGGGACCAGAGCCGUCUCCUAGCUGGUGUCAAGGUGGAUGAAGCUAUCGCAGCCGCUGUCCGGCCAACAAGGGAAGUUACCACCAAAGGUCGCAAGGCAGGCGCGUCACGAGCAUCCAAACGCAAAGCUCCUGUGCUAGCACCAGAGCCAGAUGUGGCGCCAGAGUCAGACAGCGACCAGAUGGAAAUAGAUCAAGUCAAAGUAGAAGAGCAGGACGACAAUGAGGCGCCUGAGCCCAUGACACCAGAGCAGUCGGACACUGAAACAGAAGUAGAAGACGAAGCCGCACCACAUAACAGACGUCGGUCAUCUGAGACGCUCAAGUCGAGUUCUGGUGUUGCACAAGGUUCAAAGGGCAAAGCCACCAAAGGCAAAGGCGUACCCCCACCACGGGCGCUGCCGUUUGCCAACCGCAUGUCAACAAGGAGCAGCAAAGUCCCAGAACCACAGCCUCAACCGAUUGUAGUAGACGAUGAAGAUGACGACGACGAGACUGAGGAUGAGGAAUUGUAG